Messenger RNA from Rotaria sp. Silwood1, 1923 nucleotides. The record is from the annotation of a GenBank genome assembly. Lineage: Eukaryota; Metazoa; Rotifera; Eurotatoria; Philodinida; Philodinidae.
AUGGAUCCUAUCUAUCGUAUUCCACCUUACUAUUAUAUUCAUGUAUUAGACCAGAAUACAAGUGUGACACGAUUGGAAAUUGGUCCAAAAACAUUUUUUAGACAGGACAAUGAAACAAUAGUUUUUGGACCCGAUAAAAUGAUCACUCUACCACCAAGACAUUAUUGUGUUAUUGAAAAUCCAGUCGUUAAGAAUGAAGAUGAUCAAGCACAAUUCGACAAAAAUGGUCAGGCAAAAUUGUCGCAUGGUAGCCUAGAUGUUCGACUGGAAAACGAUUAUAAAGAACCAUUUCCAUUGUAUCCUGGUGAAGUUUUAAAACAGGCUCCUACACUUUUAAAAUAUGUUGCAGCUAAUUCAGCAUUAAGAUUAAAAGCUGUUUUGGAUUUUGAUGAUAAUAGAGAACACCGAAAAACUGGAGAUGAAUGGUUAUUCGAAGGACCUGGCACGUAUACACCACGAAAAGAAGUAUCCGUAGAAGAAUAUAUUGUUGCCACUGUGAUCGGUCCAAAUCAAGCAAUAAGAUUGAGUGCUAAAAAAGAAUUUAUCGAUCGUACAGGUCAACAUCGUGUAGCGGGUGAAAACUGGUUAGUAAAAAAGUUAGGUGCUUAUGUACCAUUGGCUUAUGAAACGGUUGUAAGCCUCGAAAAUGCUCAUGUUGUAACAGAUAAAAAAGCAUUACAUUUACGUGCAUUGAAAACAUUCAAGGAUGAUUUUGGUCAAAUACGAAAUAAUGGUGACGAAUGGCUCGUCACAAAAGAACAAACUGAAACACAUAUUUUGAACGUUUAUGAACAACUUGUAGACAUUGUUAAUAUAAAUAUACUGAAUUCAAGACAAUAUUGUGUUAUCUUAAAUCCAGUUUCAUCUGAUGGUAAAAAUCAAUUGGGCAAGAAGAAAUUAGUCGUUGGUGAUAAAUCAUUUUUUCUACAACCUAAUGAACAAUUAGAGAAAGGAAUUCAAGAUGUAUGUAUUUUGAGUAACGAUGAAGGUGUCGUCGUGAAAUGUAUUGAAACGUUUAAUGACGAAAUAGAUAAUGUCAUCCGUGUACCGGGUGACAAAUGGGUAGCCAGAGGACCACGAGAGUAUAUACCACCAGUACAAGUUGAAGUAUUACAAAAACGAAAAGCGAUACCUUUGGAUGAAAAUGAAGGUAUCUAUGUUCGUGACUUGAGAAGUGGUCGUGUUCGUGCGAUCAUUGGUAAUACAUAUAUGUUAACGCAAGAUGAAGAACUCUGGGAAAAAGAGCUACCCGUAAGCAUAGAAGAAUUUCUGCAACGAGAUCGUUUAGGUGAAAGACAGAACAAAACAACAAUAACAUCAUCAUCAUCAUCAUCGUUGCAAACGACUAAACGAGACAAAACCAAAGUGGUUACAUAUCGAGUACCACAAAAUCAAGCUGUACAAGUAUAUGAUUAUAAAGCAAAAAGUUCAAGAAUUAUAUUAGGACCAGAAUUAGUCAUGAUCAUGAACAAGUUAAUCUUACGCUUAUUAUUAACAACUUUGGCUAUUGUUGGCUUACAUGCAAUUCCAGGUGAUUCUGUUGACAUUGACAAAUCACGUACUGUACUAAUACCAAUUCGAACGGUUCCUCCAAUUAUCUUUGAUCCAAUUAAGUACUGUUUACAAUUUCCAUCAUCAACCAAAUGUAAUCCAUGCACAUAUGGCUCACCAAUUAUAGGUGUUACUUGUGGACAAGGACAAAGAAGAUGUGAAGCAUUAGGUGGUACAUGUAAAUUUAAUCAAUACGGCAUAGCUUAUUGUUGUCCAAGGGAACAUCGAGGUUGUUGUCCAACAGUAGAAUACCGAACUAUUAUCUUUCCACGUCCUAGUCCAUUCUGUCAUCGAUGUCAAACAGAUGCAUCAUGCAAACCUUAUGAAAAAUGUUGUGGAAUUUGCCGAAAAUGUGUUCCAGCCGUCUAUUAA